UAAUAUUUUUCCCUUCAUUUUUGUGUGCCAUAAAUUUGAAAAUCUAAGCAAGCGCAGAGGAGAGGACAGCUAGGGUUUCAGCAAAAUCCCAAUUCCACCAUCGCAGAAGACCUGGGAUGGCGGAUAGGUUCUGGAGUAGGCAAUACUUUGGCGUGCCCAAGCGGCCUCGAUCAGACUAUGAUCUCCCAUAUUCUGGAUUGCCUUCAGGCAAUGAGGUCCAUAAUUAUUUAGUUCAAGGUGAUGAUUUUGGUGGCCCCCGAUCUGUAAAGGACUCAAAGACUGUUGGAUUGGCAUAUGGUCAAUAUUUCCAGGAUAUUCCUUCUUUUACUUCUGGAGCAGCUAGUGAUUUUCGUGGGGUUGGGUUAGGAACAGCAACUGGUGAAGCAAUAUCUGGUCUUUCAAUUUCUGGUCCUGCUGUUAUGGAUCAUUUGGAGGCCCUGGAUUCUGAUCUACCACCAAGUGGUCGAGGCAGGCGUUUUGGUCAUCAGCUGGAUGCAAUUAUCAGACCAAGCCGGGAAACGGUUCCUCUACCUCCUGAUGCAUCCAGCACUCUUUAUGUUGAGGGGCUUCCUCCUGACAGCACAAGGAGGGAAGUAGCUCAUAUUUUUCGCCCAUUUGUGGGGUAUAAAGAAGUAAGACUCGUGAGCAAAGAAUCCAAGCAUCGUGGUAGAGAUCCUCUUGUCCUUUGUUUCGUGGAUUUUACAAGCCCAGCCUGUGCUGCAACUGCAUUGAGUGCUUUGCAAGGUUAUAGGAUCAACGAACAUGAUUGUGAUUCUGCCCAAAUGAGAUUGCAGUUUUCUCAGUACCCAGAUCCAAGGUCUGGCUCUGGAUCCCGUGGGAAGCGCAAAACCAGCUUCAAGAGAGGGCGCCCAAGCAGAAUGAAGUCUCAUGUACUUCGCUGAGGAAGAGGUAGAGAGAUGUGAAGGUUGCAUCAUUUAUUUGGUAGUGAAUAGAAGACUAAUGGAUAAUAAUUGGAAACAGUCUGGGAAUUCCAAACCACAUGCAAUCAGAGCUGUUGAUGGAGGAUGGCUCGAGUUAAAACACAGAAUAGUUUUGGGCUUUACAUGAUAUAGUUUACUUCGUAGGACAAGUUUCCACAGCCAUUAGAAUGGCUGACCAAGGUUUUGUUGAGCAUCACCAAUCCAUUGUAGUGAACAGGUACUAUUAAAAUCCUCCUCCUCCUCUGACAUGCAACCAAGAAAAAAUCAGAACCCUAAACUUACUGGGUGUGUUCGAAUCCUUUGCAUGAAACUCUAUAUUUUCUGUUAAAGCCUAUGUGAAACCAGUGAAAAUGUGACCUUUGCCAUUAAGGUUAUGAUGAUACAUUCAUUGGAAUGUAACGUCGAUAGCGACGAAUUCCGAAUUCCGAUUCCCAAAUGACAACAAUGUCUUUGGUGUCGAAGCAGAUGUUGACAUUUUACAAGCUGUCCCACCUCAUUAAUCUUCACAGAAUGGUGAUCCUAACUGCAUCUGAUUUUUCUUCA
Vitis riparia (riverbank grape) is the source of this 1484-nucleotide messenger RNA. RefSeq names its product RNA-binding protein 2-like. Gene Ontology annotation, molecular function: mRNA binding. Bases 117 to 902 code for a protein of 261 amino acids. NCBI's taxonomy places the organism in Eukaryota, Viridiplantae, Streptophyta, Magnoliopsida, Vitales, Vitaceae. The record is from RefSeq and is a predicted model, not a curated record. The transcript has 8 exons.